This is a messenger RNA of Podospora anserina S mat+, 495 nucleotides long. RefSeq lists its product as uncharacterized. The coding region runs from base 1 to 495 and encodes 164 amino acids. The transcript has a single exon. The record is from RefSeq and is a predicted model, not a curated record. Lineage: Eukaryota; Fungi; Ascomycota; Sordariomycetes; Sordariales; Podosporaceae.
AUGGAGCAAGAUAUUUUUUCUCUAUCUCUCUCUCUCUCACCAGGCGAGAGUUGCCACCCCCUGACGCUCAAGGCUAGCUUUAUUGAAGGUGGUUUGCUUCUCUGUAUUGCUUCACAUCACACUGUUUGUGAUGGAAUCAGUCUACUUCAAGUGCUCGAAACCAUUCCUGGUGACUCUAAGCUGCCCGUCACUUCCGAAACCGGAAGCUGCAUCAAUCUUAAGAAGGACUUCAACAGCAGAGCAAUCCCACCUCCACAGUCAAUUCCCAGUACAUCUCACCCUCAUGGCCUUCAACUUCCCCCGUCAAAGCCUGUUGCUCCCUCCUCACCCGACCAUCAACCCCAAACCCCUUCCAAUAUUGCACAAAUCGCCACCGCCGCCCUCCAAAAUCCGCUACAGCAUCCAAUCCAUCACCGCCAGCACCUCCACCGAUCCCACCAUCACCCCCUCACUAUCCAAGCACCUAGCAACUCUGUCCUCCACUCCGCCACAUGA